CAUGACUGUUCGAAAUGCCCAUGUCAACAUCGCGCAUCUCGAGUCAUGACAGCAGCAGACCGGAGACUAAAAAUAGAAGAACAUCGGAUGCAAAGGUGAUGUGCCUCUUCUUACCAGAUUGCUUCACAGACCCCCUGAUGUCGACAUCCGCCAUCGCCCGCUGUUAUCAUGCCGGACACUACCCUUAAUUCCCAAACCGCCCGGCCGACAGCACGCAGAUCCAUCUUUGACAAAGGACCAACUUUCUCCCUCGAAACUUUCUCCAAUCGCGAUUUCAUUGUAAAGGACUUUAUCGAGUCGCUCUCCGACAGCGCCAUCUCCUCCACCCAACGUCGCUCCGGCGCCAUCGGAAACCAAGGCUUCGAUCCUAAACCGCUGAUUCGCACUUUCGAACACGCCCAACGUCGCCUCGUCGACCUAUCUGGAGACCUCGAGCUCCGUGAGAAUGAGCUCUCGGCGGCUGUCCGGAGAGCAGAAGCCCAACAUUCUCAGAACGUGACCACUCUGGGCCGCAAGCUCAACCAGGCGAUCGAGUCCUUCCAGAAACUGGACUCGUCGUUGAACGGACCCCGCGCCAUUGGUAGUGAACUGUCCGGCAGUGGGAAUGUUGCCGUCGAGACGGGUCGGAAGCUGGAAGAGCUUGACCGACAGAGACGGAGAGCUCUAGAUGCGCAUUUCCUCAUUGAAUGCUGGGACGAAGUUAGCAAUCGCGGUGAAGUGACGCUCCUCGAAAACAUGAGAAGAACGGGAGGCGGCGAGGGAAUGGUCAGGUCCGCACAUAUCGCCCGGCAAUUGCUGCGAAUCAGCCAGAGGCUGGAUCCUCUGAGCUGGAGUGAGACCAACGGGAACGUAGAGGUUCGGCCUAACGGCCAGAGGAAAACGAAUACAAGAGAGCUGAUAGAGAAAUUCUCCGAGACGCUUGAAAAGGAUCUCCUGAAACAGUUUGAUGAUUUCUACCGGAGAGCUAAUUUUGACGGGAUGAGAGAAUGCGCAAAGGUCCUGCAUGAUUUCAAUGGUGGUGCCAGCGUCAUUGGCCUCUUCGUUAAUCAGCACCAGUUCUUUAUUGACCGGAGCCAGUUAAUCACUGAUGAAGCCGUCGGUGACCCUGAGACAUGGGAGCGUCUGGCAGAUCCUGACGCUGAACCUCCAGGCGUGGAGCCCAGUCUUCAGUCCCUGGUCGACGAGGUUAAAGUGGUAGUGCAAGAAGAAUCGGGGAUUAUAAAACGAACAUUUCCAUUUUAUGAACAGGUGCUUGGGACAUUUGUACAGAGAGUGUUCCAGCAGUCUAUACAGCAGCAGCUUGAAUUGGUACUGGACAAGGCUAAUAGUGUUUCCUCAUUGGCGUUUUUGAGAUCUCUACAGACAGCAAGGGCUUAUAUUAGCGGCUUAGUAGAUGACUUGAAAGCUCAUGGGUUAACCGAACACCCAGACACAAUUUCCUCCCAGACAUCAAUGGUUCUAGACCAGCAGCUUGAAGACCUUUUUAUCCCUUAUCUUACAGGGUAUAGUGAACGGGAAAAGGGGAACUUGGGAGAGCAGUACACCUCGCUCUUGUUCAAGUUUGCCACUUUCCAUGCGCGCCGCAAGAAGACCCCAACUACCUUUAUAUCCUCCCUCGCUAAAUCCGGCAGCGAACUGCUAGCUUCCGCUCGGGAGGCAUACAUGAACCGGCUUGAUUCGUCUGACUUUACGCCGACUCAAAGAAAGAUGUUGCUUCGUGUCGCUGGUCUGAAGGAUGUCGAUGACCAGAAGCAAGUUGAAAUCGAGCUCACGGACGAAGAUGGUCAGCUUAGUGUUGAAUUCACCAAGCGCAUGCUCCGAUGGCUUGCAGAAGGUGUUGGUCGAGGACUAGAAUUGAACGUGGGCAGUGAAACUCCGAAGGAUGUUUCGGCUUUGCUGAAUAUGCUGCUAUCCGUGAUGGCUGAGGGCUACGUUGAUAUGGCAUUGGAUGCGUCCCUGGAAUCUGCCGCCGCUCAAGAGUCCGCAAAGUCGGAGCCAGAGUUUGGUUAUUUGACCACGUUGCGCACGGCAGUUAGCAUUGCCCAUUUGAUAAUUACUUGCAUAAAUACGGUGUUAAUGCCGCUGGCCUCUUCGAAUAUUACGAUCCGGAGAGAUAUGGAGAAGAAAACCAAUUUUGCGACAAAUCGAAUCGAGGAAAAGAUCAACGCAAUCGAACAGAAAACUGUAGACGUUGCGCUCGCCUGGGUUACACGUGUGCUUUCGGGACAAAAGAGGAAUGAUUUCCGGCCGAAAGAAGGCGUGACGGAAGCCGGCGCGGGAUGGCUGGAGAUGCUUCAAACUCCGACCUGUGCCUCUAUAUCUGGCUUCCUCACCCGACUUCACAGCGUUGCUCUUAACUCUCUCCCCAGCAGCGGUUCUAACGUCAAAACUUUCCUUACAGAAAUCGCGUUAGGAACUCGUGCGCUCCUACUAGAGCAUUUCAAAAAAUUCCCUGUUAACGGCCCAGGCGGUCUCAUGGUCACUAAGGACAUGACCCGCUAUACAGAGCUACUUCGAUCCUGGGACAUCGACGAAGGAGUCAAGGGUAUUGGCGGCGCUCUUGAUGUGUUGCUAGAAGUGGGCAGUCUGUUCGUUGUUGGGCCCGAAGCUUUGAGAGAAAGAAUUCGUGCCGGAACCACCGGUGGCUCUGGCGGAGGGGGUGGUGGCGGCACGAAUACCUCUCAGGGCAAGUCAAACGUCGCUUUGAGCGUCCAGGAAGUUCGUGCCUAUGUCCUGCGCCGCGAAGACUCGGGGACUGUUGGCAUGCAAAGUGUUCUCAACUCCCUAUGACAAGUGAAGCUUGCUUCUGUUGAUGGCUAACUUUUUAUGAGCCAGGAGAUGGACAUUUUCGCUCGUGGCACACAUUCAAUCAUUCCUCUUUAUUCGAUUGCUGUUUCACAUAUGUUUAUAGUGUUGCACAUAAUGGUAAUUUUUUACUGCAAGCAUCUGUGGUUUCCCAAUUUAUGCUGUUGAUACUUGAUAGUUUCCGCUAAAACUAUGAGACACAGGCGCGAUGUUUGUACACUACUGGAUGAAGACACCGCAAUGAUGGAUUUUUCUUUUUAAUACUCACCUAUUCUUGUUCCUUUCCAGGUGUGCUCCUUGCUCCAUGAUAUCUGGAUUUAGAUUUGGCAGGCCUAAAGGUUAUGACUGUAGCCUUUGGGCUAAGGGUUUCCUUUUGUUUGGGUCGCCUGGUCUCCAUGGCCCAAGCUCUGCCACAAUUGGGCUUCGUGAUAGGUUGCCUCAUGCUACAGGAUAGUUCUGUGGGGUGUGUGUGUGUGUGUGUCCAAGUCACAAUUAUCAUGUCUAUCUUCCUAGAGGAUAUUAAUCUAGGGAGGGUCUGAUAGAGGGUGUUCCACACUCCUAUAUGAUACUCGGAUGCUCAACAAUAGCUUUCCUGGGCAUGAUAAGGUUGGAGAUGGGUCCUUUCUAUCAAUGAGGAUAUUUGAUAUGAUGUACGAAGACAUGCAGCCGACCUUCCUCAGGGCAACUACCACAUAAUGCUCAGCACCUGUUUAUU
Coccidioides posadasii C735 delta SOWgp is the source of this 3520-nucleotide messenger RNA. RefSeq names its product Exocyst complex component 5 (gene SEC10). Lineage: Eukaryota; Fungi; Ascomycota; Eurotiomycetes; Onygenales; Onygenaceae. Gene Ontology annotation, cellular component: exocyst; cytoplasm. Gene Ontology annotation, biological process: exocytosis; Golgi to plasma membrane transport. The record is from RefSeq and is a predicted model, not a curated record.